Magallana angulata is the source of this 3164-nucleotide messenger RNA. RefSeq names its product PE-PGRS family protein PE_PGRS16-like. The record is from RefSeq and is a predicted model, not a curated record. NCBI's taxonomy places the organism in Eukaryota, Metazoa, Mollusca, Bivalvia, Ostreida, Ostreidae. The transcript is spliced from 9 exons. The coding region runs from base 16 to 3012 and encodes 998 amino acids.
AACAAAUUAAUCGCGAUGCCUCCUACAAGAUCGGGAUCUUUAAUGGGAAGGACCGAGAGGCAGAGAGAUAAACAGAAGUCGGCCCUCGGUGGAACCCUCAACAUGGCUGGACCACGUCUCCUGGUUUUCAUUGCUUGCAUAGCUUUAGCGAACUGUGCUCCUUCUACGAGAGGAAACACUGAACAGUAUAGCUGUUACUCAUGCGACAACUUGAAGGAAGGCGAAAGUUGCAGUCAAACCGCCGUCUGUCAAGCGGGCCAUGAGCAUUGCGUUACUCAGCGACGAUACUAUGUAGACGGAUCGGUGCUGGUAACCAAGGGCUGCUCUCAUAUGCAGACAUGUAUGAAUAAAGAGGAAAACAAUGAGGAGGAAUGCUAUGGGGGUGAUAGGACCGGGUACGAAGGAGUCUGCACCUGGUGCUGUGCUGGCAGUUUGUGUAAUGCAGAAGGAAAAGAAGAAGAUCAACGAUUGAGAGCUGAGGAUGAUGAUGGUAACAAGAAAGCCAACACGAAACCGAACACAAAACCGAACACAAAACCAAACAAUAAACCUCCAACUGGAGGGAAACCUAACACGAAACCCCCAACUGGAGGAAAACCUAACAACAAACCCCCAACUGGAGGAAAACCUAACAACAAACCUCCAACUGGAGGAAAACCAAACCAAAAGCCCCCAACAGGAGGAAAGCCAAACCAAAAACCUCCAACAGGUCCAAAUAAACCUAAUUCAAAACCGACAACAUCGCCAGGAGGCUCAAACGGUCGUCCGGGUUCUCCGGGAUCAAACGGAACUCCUGGCUCUAAUGGUAACGGUGGAAACGGAGGAAAUGGUGGAAAUGGUGGCAAUGGCGGAAAUGGUGGAAAUGGUGGAAAUAAUGGCAAUGGAGGCCAGGGCGGAAACGGCGGCAAUGGAGGGCAAGGAGGAAAUGGUGGUAAUGGCGGAAAUAGUGGCAACGGAGGAAAUGGUGGCCAAGGUGGAAAUGGUGGUAAUGGCGGAAAUAGUGGGAACGGAGGAAAUGGUGGCCAAGGUGGAAAUGGUGGUAAUGGCGGAAAUAGUGGGAACGGAGGAAAUGGUGGCCAAGGUGGAAAUGGCGGUAAUGGUGGAAAUAGUGGGAACGGAGGAAAUGGAGGUCAAGGUGGAAAUGGUGGUAAUGGUGGAAAUAGCGGCAACGGAGGAAAUGGUGGAAACGGGGGAAAUGGUGGCAAUGGUGGAAAUAGUGGUAACGGAGGAAAUGGUGGCCAAGGUGGAAAUGGUGGUAAUGGCGGAAAUAGUGGGAACGGAGGAAAUGGUGGCCAAGGUGGAAAUGGCGGUAAUGGUGGAAAUAGUGGGAACGGAGGAAAUAACGGAAACGGCAACAAUGGAAAUGGUAACAACGGCAAUGGUAACAACGGCAACAACGGUAAUGGUAACAAUGGUAAUGGUAACAAUGGAAAUGGAAACAAUGGCAACAAUGGAAAUGGAAACAACGGCAACAAUGGAAAUGGUAACAACGGCAACAACGGUAAUGGUAACAACGGCAAUGGUAACAACGGCAAUAGCGGGAAUUCUGCACAGUGUCACAUCCAUUCUGGUCAAAUCUGUUGCCAGAAUCAUGGAAACUCGAACAACGGACAAGGAGGAAUUGACUUGGAUAUUCAUAUUCACAUUGGUGGUCUCAUUUUAGGAAGCGGCACCUGUUCCAAAUGUCAAAACCAGUUAAUACAACCAGGGACAUCAGGUUCAAAUGUAGUUGUUAAAACCCCCACAACAUCAGCACCAACGUCAAGUCAAGCAACAUCUUCUCCAGCAGUAACCACCACACAAACACCGACAAGUACAAAAGCGGCUACAACAGCGAAAACACAGACAACAGAUAAAAAGACAACAUUAACAACUAAGAAAGUUACAACAACCAAAUCUCCCAUCAAAUUUCAUUCAUCAGCAAGCGCUAUUUCUACGAAACAUCCAGUAACAUCUGGGCACACAGGAAAAACUACGCAAGCAGCGACAACAACACAAGCAGCGACAACGACACAAGCGGCAACAACUACACAAGCAGCGAUAACAACACAAGCAGCGACAACAACACAAGCAGCGACAACAACACAAGCAGCGACAACUACACAAGCAACAACAAAUACACAAGCAGCGACAACAACACAGCCAGCGACAACUACACAAGCUGCAACAACCACACAAUCGGCGACAACCACACAAGCGGCGACAACCACACAAGCGGCGACAACCACACAAGCGGCGACAACUACACAAGCGGCGACAACCACACAAGCGGCAACAACACAAGCGGCAACAACCACACAAUCGGCGACAACUACACAAGGGGCGACAACCCUAAAAGCAACAACAACACAACAAACUACCACACUGCAGUCUACGACAGAUAAAAAGACAAUUGCUACCACAAAAAAGACCUCGACUACAAAGUCACCUCUUAAGAUUCAUACUACUACAGUUCAAACUUCGACUCAUCCAUCUUCAGCAACUGUCCCGACAACAGUGCAGUCAACAACCACCCAGCCGCCUACAACCACUCAAACGACUACCACAGACAAGAAAACAACCAUGACAACAAAAAAGAUCUCAACCACCAAGGCUCAAACAACAACAAAUCAACCAACAACAACUGUUCCAGUAACAACACCAACAACUAACGCCACCACAACACCAAAACCAGAUUUCCAGUGCUACACUUGUAAAGACCAGACCUGCCAAUCCCAGGAACUGACAACAUGUUCCAGUGACUCCCAUUACUGUAUGUCAACAGUCAAACAGGACCAACAAGGAGGAAGGAUCGUAACUAAAGGGUGUGUAACGGUUGAUGUGUGUAAGAAUAAAUGGUACCAGAAAACUGCUACAAACCCGGACUGUAUCCUAACGAUGGACGACAAUCCGUCUGGGUUCCCGAACAUGGCUAUGGACUGUAGCUUCUGUUGUGUUGAUAAGGAAUGCAACAAGCACGUGGUACCAACGUUUACCUCAUUGUAUACGUCAAGAAGGAAGCGAAUCAGCUAGAUCCAUAAACUUAUCAUUGAUUUCCAUAAUAUUAUCAAAGUCUCAGAGCAAGAGAAAUAUAAACGACUGCUGUGUUUAUUUGACAGCGAAUGCACAUGCGCGUUCUCUUAAUUUUACAGAUAUUAAGCAUCUGGUCAAACCAAAAUAAACAA